Messenger RNA from Pistacia vera, 1623 nucleotides. RefSeq lists its product as uncharacterized. Bases 304 to 1416 code for a protein of 370 amino acids. Lineage: Eukaryota; Viridiplantae; Streptophyta; Magnoliopsida; Sapindales; Anacardiaceae. The transcript has 2 exons. The record is from RefSeq and is a predicted model, not a curated record.
GUAUGCAGAGAAAACCUAUGUCCGCAUAUCGAGAUAGAACGGCAGCGUUUCCAUUUAGAAUUCCGAUUUCCGAAAAUUUGCGACUGCGACCUUCAAGUGAAAUGGUAAGAAUGCUCAUUAUUUAGCUAGCCCCAGCUCAGCUCCCUGUCGCUGUGAUUCUGAAGAGUUACAGAUUUUAGAUUUUUAAGAGUUAAAUAAUUAUUUUGGACUUUGGAGCCAAACCCUAAAUGCCUAAGAAUAUCUACACAGUUUCAAGGCAAAGCCCAGUUAAAUGUAAGUUAGAUUGAUACCAAAAACGGAGAGAUGAUGAUGCAAGUCUCCUCAACUCAAUCAAGAGCAAGAGGAAUACCCUUUUCAACUCUUUCACUUUCAUCUCCUACCAUCAUCAGUUCUAGCAACUCCAGGUCUCUUUCAGUGUGUAGCUUUUGUAGGACCUUUCAGCCAAAUAAAGUCACCAUCAACUGCCUGAUCCUCUCAGCAAUGAGCAAUGCCUGCAUAACUAGAUUCAGCAGGAUUCACCAUAAAGCAGUGACACCAUUUUCCUCAAAGACAAGGCAUGAAAAUGGAAUAUGCAGAAAAUUUUCAACCUGCACAGCACCAUUGAUAUCUAAAACUGCCCCUCUCAUUGUCCGUAGUCCCUCAUCACUAGUGGUGGUUUCCAGCCUUACCCCAAAUGAUACACUCCAGCGGUCUGAUGAAUGGUUUGCACUUAGAAGGGACAAGCUGACUACAAGCACCUUCAGUACUGCCUUGGGUUUUUGGAAGGGAAGCCGUCGAGCUGAGCUCUGGCAUGAGAAAGUAUUUGCCUCUGAGGUACAACCUAUUGAAGGUUCUAAAAGGUUUGCUAUGGAAUGGGGUGUGCUCAAUGAAGGGGCAGCUAUAGACAGAUACAAAAGCAUCACUGGUCGUGAUGUGAGCUCAUUAGGAUUUGCAGUCCAUGCAGAGGAGCGAUUAGGUUGGGUUGGAGCUUCCCCAGAUGGUCUUCUUGGUUGCUUUCCAGGAGGUGGCAUCCUAGAAGUGAAGUGCCCAUAUAACAAGGGAAAGCCUGAAACUGCUCUGCCCUGGUCAACCAUGCCUUUCUAUUACAUGCCUCAGGUGCAGGGCCAAAUGGAGGUGAUGAACAGAGAAUGGGUUGAUUUGUAUUGCUGGACACCAAAUGGAAGCACAAUAUUUCGCAUUUGCAGGGAGCGUGACUACUGGGAGCUAAUACAUGGGGUUUUGCAUGAGUUUUGGUGGGAAAAUGUAAUUCCUGCCAGGCAAGCUCUGGCUAUGGGGAGGGAAGAGGAGGCUAAGUCAUAUAAACCGACAUCCACGCAUAGACGGACAGGGCUUGCAAUUGUUAAGAGCAUGAAAUUGGCCACUGAGGCCAAGUUAUUGUGUAGGGAGAUUGCAGGUCAUGUUGAAUUUUUCAGAUGAUGGUUCCAAACUGAAAAGGUUGGGCAACUGAUUCUGUUUUGUUGUUCCUUAAUUUAAUUUUUAAACCAUUGGCUUCCAAAUGGUUACUGUAUAUUUUUAAAAUUAUUGAAUUCUCAUUGAUAAGAAAAUUUACUGUUUCUUAACAGAAUCCUUCAAUUAAGAGUGGGGAUCAAUUUUAGCUCCUAUUUGUUGUUAUCAUUGACUAUA